This is a messenger RNA of Morone saxatilis (striped sea-bass), 1696 nucleotides long. RefSeq names its product cyclin P (gene ccnp). Gene Ontology annotation, biological process: regulation of cyclin-dependent protein serine/threonine kinase activity; mitotic cell cycle phase transition. Gene Ontology annotation, molecular function: cyclin-dependent protein serine/threonine kinase regulator activity. The record is from RefSeq and is a predicted model, not a curated record. The transcript has 9 exons. NCBI's taxonomy places the organism in Eukaryota, Metazoa, Chordata, Actinopteri, Moronidae. Gene Ontology annotation, cellular component: nucleus; cytoplasm; cyclin-dependent protein kinase holoenzyme complex. Bases 135 to 1325 code for a protein of 396 amino acids.
AUCAGCGGGGCCACCGGGCUUUAUCAGCCGCUGUCCGGGCAGUAUGGCUGCUCUCCCUGACCCAGGCCUCCGCCGAUACCCGUGGAUAAGUAGCUGCAGCGGCCGACACGGGAACUCUGUCUCCGGCUGUGAUAAUGGCCAGGACUGGUUUCUGCGACUCCAAGCCCCUGCUGGACUUACACAAGAAGGCGGAUGAGAGGCGAGCCCCAUUAAGAACGUGGGCUAAUGCCUGUGGGCCUAUAGAUCGCUGGCAGCCUGUAGAAGUAGACGAGUCCAGGAUGGCCCCUGUCAAAAUGGAGACAGAAUGCAGAUGGGAGAGGAGGUUAUCGACGCAGACAAGUGAAGACAUUAUCAUGGGGUUCCAUGAAGAUAGUCGAACAUGCUCCGCUGCAGAUGGGCAUAUAGAGGAGCCUGUGCUGCUUCACCCUCUCGGGCUGCAGGGUCUUCACAGCCUACAGGCACUGGUGCCCAGCUUGCUGCGCCAUGAAGUGGAGAUGGCCCUGGAGAAGCUGGACCUCAUAUGGGACCGGACAUUUGCCUGGGACAUGUUCUUGGAUAUGAUGAGGACUCAGACACAAAACUCUUUUCCCAACGCUGACCUGCCCCGACAUUUCACUGAUGCCACUCGUGCUAUCCUGAUGGACUGGCUCAUUCAAGUUCAUGAGAUCAUGCAUUUUCAGGCAGAGACCCUCUACCUGGCCGUACACCUCCUCAACCGCUCCCUGCGUCAGAUCAAGGUAGCCACCGCCAACCUGCAGCUCCUCGGCAUGGUCUGCCUCUUCCUCGCUGCAAAGAAGGAAGAAUGUCUUCUCCCUGAGGUGUCUGGACUCUGCUACUUGAUGGACCACACUUACACUAAACAUCAGCUGCUACGAAUGGAGCGUAAAGUCCUCUGUACACUCAAGUUUGACUUGUCCUACUGUCCCCCUCUGCAUUUCCUCGUCCUCCUUGCCUCUGUUGCUCGCUGCAGCUCUAAGGUGGUGUGGAUGGCGCGUUAUCUUCUGGAGCUGUCUCUGCUGGAGGGCCAGUGUGUGGUGUUUCUGCCCGUGCAGCUGGCAGGAGCGGCCCUCUGCUUGUCCCGCCAAGUUCUGCAGGAGCCCCUGACACCAGAAGGGGAGGCUGCCUGGUGUCUGGCCUCCAGCAUUCAUGUGGGCAGUGAGACCGACUUGCUGAGGAUCAUGCACAUUCUGGCCACUGCGGCAGCCAAGGCCCACACCCGAGACACCUGUGCCAGUUUUAUUAAAUUCUCCUCCCCAGAGACCAUGCAUGUCAGCAGACACCCAGGUCUAAAGAACGCCUCUGCUCUGCUGGGCAUAUGCACAUGACAUUCCCAACUCCCAGGAACUCAAUUAUAUCCCGAAGCUUCAAUGUAGAGAUACUAGAGCGACAUCGCUCGAGGACUGUACUCCUGUAAGGCUGUAUAUUAUUUGCUAUGGAUCCUGAGGAGUUGUCACGGAAAUGGUGAGGAAGGAGUGUGAAAGAUUUGAUGCUGAACAUUGUUUGAUAAAGAAUUGCAUGCAUUUUGAAUGUUUGUGAUUUAGCCAACUCAGUGGCAUACCUGUUUUAUGAUCUUAUCUUGCAGCCAACUUAGAAAAUAUUUGAAUUGUAUUGAUGUGUCCUUGUCUUGUCAUUUGUGAAGAGGAUGUCAAGUUAUUUCUAAAGUUUUAAUGUAAAAAUAAAGUGUCUGCUGCAAUAA